This is a messenger RNA of Malus domestica (apple), 1656 nucleotides long. RefSeq names its product F-box protein PP2-A13. Gene Ontology annotation, molecular function: protein binding. NCBI's taxonomy places the organism in Eukaryota, Viridiplantae, Streptophyta, Magnoliopsida, Rosales, Rosaceae. The record is from RefSeq and is a predicted model, not a curated record.
UAAGCUCCGUGCUUCUUUCUUCGUCGACCUCUGAAAUCGAAAUCGAAAUCGCCAAUCCCGAGAAAGCUCUCACCUACAAAGACAAAAACGGCGGCGGAAUGCGUGUCCGACCGUAGUUGUCACUCCAAGGACAGAUUUUUCGGGGGAACUGAUAUUUAUGUGCAUCCCUCCAUAAACGCCCACCAAAGAUAUGAGCUUUCAGCUUCAGAUUUUUUUUUUCGUUUCUGGGAUUUUUAGAUUAGAGUAGAUUAGAUUUUGGGAAUUGAAAAAGAAAUCGAACCGUUUUUGCUUUUCAGAUUUUAAUUUUCUGGGUUUUUUGAAAGGCCCAUGUCUUUAGAUCCGAAUUCAACGUUGGAUUCCGUUUGCUUCACAUUUCUCUCUCUAAACCUCUCCCAAAAGAUUUACAAAUUCAGAUUCAAACUCAAGGAUUAGCCCGAAAACAAAUACUGGGUUUUGAGUAUCUCGGUUUAGAAAGUCGUAUUUCGGAUUCGGGUUUUGGGAUUUCGGGUAUUUUGUGUUUCGGGAUGGGUGCUAGUUUAUCGGGUGGCGUUUCGGAUGGGGAGGGUUUAGUGCAGCCAAGGCUUGGGGAUAUACCGGAGAGCUGUGCGGCAUUGAUUUUGAUGCAGAUGGACCCGCCGGAGAUUUGUAAGUUGGCCCGGUUGAACAGGGCGUUUCGGGGUGCUUCCUUGGCCGAUUUCAUCUGGGAAUCCAAGUUGCCGCCGAAUUAUCGGUUUAUUGUAGACAGGGUGUUCGAUGAAAGUAGUAAGAGGAAGAUUUCAGGGAAGAGGGAUACCUAUGCCAGGCUUUGCAGGUCUAAUUCCUUUGAUGAUGGCACAAAGGUGAUUUGGCUUGAUAAGCACAAGGGUGGUAUUUGUUUGUCGAUUUCUUCGAAGGCGUUAUCGAUUACUGGGAUAGAUGAUAGGAGGAACGAGCAAGAGCUUCAAAAUUGUCAUCUUUGCCCGAAAUUUGCAAGCUGUCUAGUUGAUAUAUUCCAGACAGUUGCCUAUCUCCAACAAAUCUGGUGGUUUGAAAUCAAUGGGGAGUUUGAGUUUCAAUUUCCGUUAGGGAAAUAUGGCCUCUUCUUUAGGCUCCACCUUGGCAGAUCUUUGAAGAGGCUAGGUCGCCGCGUCUGCAACUCCGAGCAUGUUCAUGGCUGGGACAUAAAACCAGUGAGGUUUGAGCUAUCAACUUCUAAUGGUCACCGUGCUGUAUCCCAAUGUUACUUGGACAAUCCUGGAAACUGGAUCAAUUACCAUGUGGGAGAUUUUGUUGUUGACAAUCCUCAUGAUUUGAUCAAGAUCAAGUACUCGAUGACUCAGAUCGAUUGCACUCACACUAAAGGCGGUGUCUGCGUGGAUUCGGUGUUGAUAUACCCUAGUAGUGUAGCGAAAGAGCCUUAGCUCAUUUUUCGUUGGCAGGCAGAGCUGCAAAUUACAAGUUGUAGCAAGUGUGCAGCCCCUUGGAUGUGAGGCAGCCUUGAGAACAAGAAGAGAUUGAAAAUUAGUCGUUGCGUUUAGGGGCAUAUCAUGUCGUUUAGAAGUGAAAUGUUUAUAUGUAAAUCUUCUGUUUGCAGUGUUGUUUUGCAGAGAAUGCUUCAUGUACAGUGAGUUGUUACCAGGUGUUUUUAAUUUGACGAAGAGUUUUCAUCUUGUUUUU